Micromonas pusilla CCMP1545 is the source of this 1902-nucleotide messenger RNA. RefSeq lists its product as uncharacterized. NCBI's taxonomy places the organism in Eukaryota, Viridiplantae, Chlorophyta, Mamiellophyceae, Mamiellales, Mamiellaceae. The record is from RefSeq and is a predicted model, not a curated record. The transcript is spliced from 6 exons. Bases 1 to 1407 code for a protein of 468 amino acids. Gene Ontology annotation, molecular function: protein binding.
AUGCCCUCGAGGCUCGCGCCCGCGUGCACCACGGUCGCGGCGUUCGGGCCGAGCCACGACCCGUGCUACGUCAUGGCGCUCGCGCCGAGGUCCGUCCGCGCGCGUUUAGUUAGGGUCCCUCCCCACGUCCCACCCACCCUUCGAUCUGCGCGCGUCGAUCGAUCUCUGGCGCCGACGCGCCUCCUCCCUCCUCCUCCCUCUCCCCUCCCCCGCCGCAGCCCCGACGGCGCGCACCUCGCGGCGUCGCUCUCCACGAACGCGGUGAAGAUCUACGCGCGCGGGGACGCCCCGAGCGGCGGCGAUUUCGGCGGCGGAGGCGGCGGCGGAGGCCAUCUCGGCACGGCGCGUUUAUAUUUACACUGGUCCCCAUACGACCGCGUCGGCGUGGUGAACGCCCUGCGCGCGGUCACGGAGCUCUCCGCGCACGAUGGCGCGGUCACGGAUUGCGCGUUCCCGAUCCCGUCGGAGCCGUGGACGGUGCUCACGUCCAGCGCGGACGCGACGAUUCGCGCGUGGGACCUGCGGCAGGGCGGCGAGAGGCCGUGCGCGUCGUACGUCGCGCCGUUCGCGACGCGCGCGACGGGUGGAUUCGCGACGGCGACGGCGGGGGGCGGUGCGUUCGAUGCAAUCGACUUUUUUCUCUCCCGAUGCGACCUUACGGCGAGGGACCGCCGCACGCGCGAGGGUCUCCGCGCCUUUGAAGACGCGCACAGCGAGGACGUCACGCGCGUGCGGUUCCAGCCGACGCGACGGAACCGGCUGUUCACCGCGUCCGUGGACGGCCUCGCGUGCGUCUUCGACGUCGGCGGGUGCCCCGCGGACGUCGACGACGAAGACGGACUCCUGUGCGUGAUGACGACGGAUUGCUCCAUCGUCGAGCUCGGGUUUUGCGGCGGACGCGAGGCCGCCGGGUCGAACGACGCCGAUUCCAUCGCGUGGGUGCUCACCGGGAACGAGGACGCGUGGGCGUUCGACGCCGGCGCGGACCUCGAGACGCUCGGGUCCACGCUCGCGCACGUCCCGAACACGAGAGCGGCGGCGUUUUCGGCGGCGGCUCAAGGCGCGUUCUACCUCACACCGGUCCCCAUGCGACCGCGUUGGCGUGGCGCUUCGAGCGACGCGACCGCGUCGUCGUCGUUUUCGCGCGGCGUCGAUUACCUCUUGGGCUGCUUUCGCGUGAGGCCCGGCGAGGGAGAGGGAGACGGCGCGUCGUCCGUCGUCGUCGCCGCGGGGACGCAGGACGGCGCGGUCGGACUGUUCCCGAUCGUUCCCCCGCGCGACGGCUCCGGGGACGUCGCCAGGUGCGAGCUCGCGGCGCCGACGCGCGUGCUGGACGGCGGGCACGCGGACAUAGGCGCGUUUUAUUCAUCUCACACCGGUCCCCGUACGAUCCCGUUCGCGCAGUGAACGCCGAUCCUUAAGGACUUUUCUUCCCGGCGUUGGGUCGUCUCUCUCCGCCCAUUCAUUCCUCGCGUCCUGUUCUGACCGACCCUACGCGCGCGUUGUUUUUUUUUCACCCGGCGUCCCUCUGCUCGGUUUCAACACACACUCGAUCGCGUCGGUCGGUCCCUUCUUGAUCGAUGCUGACCGAUGAACGCGUGUAUUCGUAUUUUCGCACCACGGAUCGGCCCGAUGACACAGUUCGCGCGUGCGUCUUGUGGGACUGGGACGCCGACGCCGCCGCGCCGGCGACGGGCGGGGAGGAUUCCAGGGUCGUGCUCUGGGGCGCGGCGGGGGGCGCGGGGGGUGGGGAUGGGUCGAGCGGCGGCGGGAAGGCGGCGAGGAGCGAGAGCGCGGAGACGGAAUACCACGACCGCGGGCGGCGGCGUCACAGUCCGUAUUAGCGAUGAUGAGCGCGAUGCCGUUCUCGCGCGUAGAUUGAAUCGCGUUCGUUCUCGGCUG